Nannospalax galili (Upper Galilee mountains blind mole rat) is the source of this 2037-nucleotide messenger RNA. It is a transcript of the gene Tnfaip8l1, whose product is annotated as TNF alpha induced protein 8 like 1. The record is from RefSeq and is a predicted model, not a curated record. Bases 57 to 680 code for a protein of 207 amino acids. NCBI's taxonomy places the organism in Eukaryota, Metazoa, Chordata, Mammalia, Rodentia, Spalacidae. Gene Ontology annotation, biological process: negative regulation of TOR signaling; regulation of apoptotic process. The transcript is spliced from 2 exons. Gene Ontology annotation, cellular component: cytoplasm.
GCAUGCCUGGCCUGACCUUCCAGGCUGGGUGGGUGGUGGAUGGCUGACCACAGCCCAUGGCAACAGCUGAGGCAGGGGGAGCGGGCAGCUCUCAGCCCCCUGCACGUCUAGCAGGACCCAUGGACACGUUCAGCACCAAGAGCCUGGCCCUGCAGGCCCAGAAGAAGGUCCUGGGCAAGAUGGCGUCUAAGGCCAUGGUGGCUGUCUUGGUGGACGACACCAGCAGUGGGGUGUUGGAUGAGCUAUACCGAGCCACCAAGGAGUUCACGCGAAGCCGCAAGGAGGCACAGAGAGUGGUGAAGAAUCUGGUGAAGGUGGCCGUGAAGGUGGCCGUGCUGAUCCGGGCCGGCCAGCUGGACGGAGAGGAGCUAGCCCUGCUGCAGAGGUUCCAAGGCCGUGCGCGCAGCCUGGCCAUGACCGCCCUGAGUUUCCACCAGGUGGACUUUACCUUCGACCGGCGUGUGCUGGCCGCGGGGCUGCUGGAGUGCCGGGACCUGCUGCACCGGGCGGCUGGGCCACACCUCACUGCCAAGUCCCACGGCCGCAUCAACCACGUCUUCGACCAUUUCGCAGAUGGUGACUUCUUGAGUGCUCUGUACAGCCCGGCUGAGCCCUACAGGACCCACCUGAGCCGCAUCUGUGAUGGGCUGGAGCGGAUGCUGGAUGAGGGUGGCAUCUGACCUGACCCAGCUGCCUGGGGUCCAACUAGGGGCCAGUCUCCCUCUGACCUCUGGCCAGCUGACUGCUGACCUGUUCAUUGGGAUGAAGAAUCACAUACCUUUGCCCUUUCUGUCCUCAUUCUAGAUGGUCUUACCCUGUCCUGACUUCGCCCAGCCCCUCCUUCACCUCUAUUUGUUUUCCCAUCUCCUUCUGUGUCUCAUGAAAUCCAAGCUGGCCUCCUACUUACUGUGUAGCCAAGGAUGAGCCUGAACUCCCAAUCCUCCCACUUCACCUUCACGUGCUGGGUUGACAGGCCUGCGCUACCACACCUGGUUUAUGUGGUGCUGGGGAUGAACCCAAAGGCUCAUGCAUGUUAGGUAAGUGUUUUACCCUCUGUGCUGCAAGCAGUCUAGACACUGAGCUACAAAGCACUAUUUCUUCUGACACAGGGUCCCACUCUGUAGCCCAGGCUGGACUCAUAAUCCUCCUGUCUCAGCUUCCCAAGUGCUGGGAUGACAGCUGUACACCACCACACCUGGCUGUCCAGAUGUUUUUUUUCUUCAAAUGAUAUGGAGAAUUGGGAGAAAAUAAUUGUAUCCCCCUGUGCCGUCCCCUGCAACCUGUGAUUCUUAACCCUCAGGGCUUGCCAAGGUAACUUUUGUGGAAAGUGGGGUUACUGAAAAUUGGAACUUUUAACCUGAUUAUCAGACUAAAGUUCAAUGGGUUUUAAUCUGGCUGACUGGGUAGUUCAGUAGAUAGCCUUCACACUGGGGAUGAAGGAGAGAUGUUUCCACCAGCCCAGGACACCAGGAGUCACUGCUACCACCAGACUGCACAUGUGGAAGAUGGAUUCUUCUGGUGGUUUUGAAAGGACUCACCCUGGCCACAUUAUGACCCUGGCCAUCUAAUUCAAGAGGUGGCACCAAUGUCUGCCGCUCUGAGAUCCCAGUUUGGGGUUCCUAGCCCAGUUUCCUAGAAAAGGAAUAAACAGGGCCCGCAAGAGGGCUCAGCGGGAAAAGACGGUUGUGACCAAGCCUGACAACCUGUUUGAUCCCUGGGACCCACGUUAUAAGGAGAGAACCAACUCCUGCAGGUUGUCCUCUUGACUGCACACAUGCACGCGCGCGCGCGCGCACACACACACAGUCUCUCCUUAAAAAGGAAGAAAUAGAACCACACUGGAGUGCUGUCAAUCCAGUGGGUCCUGACUCAUCAGCUCAGAUGCGCCAUCUAGUUGGAAAGUUCUCACUGGGUCAAUAACACGGUCCCACGCUGUGGGUCUAACCUGGGAAGGCUCAGGUGUCCCUGCCUCCUGAGAGGGGUAAAGCCACUGGAGACACUUGUACACAUUAAAUUAUUUCAUAUUUGGAAAACUAA